AUGAGUUCUCUCUUUGUUAAGUGCAUGGUUUGUCAACAAAGGCCAGCCACUAUAAAGUGUAAUUAAUGUUAAUUGGGCUAAACUUAUAGAUUGUGUUAUAGUUGUGAUUCUUAGGUACACAACAAAAACAAUCCAUCAGAAGAACAGCAUAAAACUGAGAUUAUCCCAUAUUAAGGUAAAUCUAUCUUUAUCAUUAUAAGAAAUGUAUCAAAAAGCAGGAUCCGCCUCAGCUUUGAAAGAUUCUUCCUUAAAAGUAACUAUUUAUUUUUGAAUUUUUGUAGUCUAAACCUGAAUAGUAAUAACAAAAACAAUAACCACAAGGUAUUGCAAAACCUCAAUCCUCAGCUUCAUCUAAACAAUUCUCGAACAACUUUAAAUCAGUAAAGCCUGAAGUACCUUAAAAAGAGGAUAUUUUGAAUAAUUAAAAACUUGUUAAAGAACCUGUUUAAUUGGUUUAAUAGUAAUCUCUACCUAAUAAGUUUACUAACAAUUAUAUUUACCCUUAAUCUUAAAAUAAACAAAAAGUAGAACCUAAAUAAGAAGAGAUCUAAAGGCAAAAUAAUUCUGCAUCUUAUAUGAGCAAUUAAAACAUUAAACUUAAAGAAUAGAUUUAAGAAGAAUAAGAUUAAAAUAAUGAACUUAGGAGAGAGAUAUAAUAAACAAAAGACUAAAUUAAAAACAUUAAUAGUGAAAUCGAUAAAAAAAUGUAUAUUUUGAGAAUAUUUUAGAUAAUAAAAUUAAAGAGAUUUUGAAAAGAAAAUAAAUGAUUUAAAGAAAGAAAGCACAGAUGAAAAAAAAAAAAUAACCAAUUUAACUGAUGAAGUAAUUUUUAAUUUAAAGUAAGGUUAAAAAAUUAACUGAAUAAGUAAAAAGUGUAGAUUAAUAAACUUAAAAAAAGUUGGAUCUUUAAAAAAAAUAAUAUGAAAAAUAGAUCAAAGAUAUGGAAUAAGUAAUCAAUGAAAAAUAACAAUAAAUUGAUGAAAUUGCUGAAGAAUUUUAAAAUUAUAAUCUAGAGGAAAUUUAGGCUAAAAUGGAAGAAAUGGCUAAUGAAAUAGAUGAAAAAGAUUAAAUUAUAGAAGAAUUGAAAAAUUAACUUGAAUAAGGGGGAGGUUUAGAAGGAGGAGAAAAAAGGGAAGAUAAUGAUGAAUUAAUUCAAUAACUUGAAUAAAAGGAUGAAGAAAUUAAGAAAUUAGAGGAACUUAUAGAAAAUUUUAAAUAAUUAUAUUAAUAAAUGUAAGAUGAAAAGUAAGCAAUGAUGGAAGAGAAUGAAAAAUUACAAACAGAAAACAAUCAAUUCAGAGAAUUGUUUAGUGUAUUUUUUAGAUUAAUUUUAUUAGUAAAAUCUUCAUCUAUUUGGAAUUGAUCCAAAUUAAUUAGAAGAGGAAGAAGGAGAAGGUGAAUAAGAAGGAGAACAAUAUGAAUAGGAUGAAGAAGGUAAUUUUAUUAUAUAUUCUAGAGAAUUGAUU
This is a messenger RNA of Paramecium pentaurelia, 1466 nucleotides long. NCBI's taxonomy places the organism in Eukaryota, Ciliophora, Oligohymenophorea, Peniculida, Parameciidae. The record is from the annotation of a GenBank genome assembly.